AUGGAAUCUCGUGUCGGUGUUGAAAGUGGAGAACCAGAAAGGGAGAACGAAGAUGAUGGGAAUUCCGAGUCAAGCGAGGAGGAAAACCUGGUGACGCAGGUUGCGGAUGGGGGAAGGGAGGAAAGAGAUGAUAGGCGAGAGAGCGAGCAGGAGACAGCGUACAGUGCGUUGCAGCAGCUGGUUACUACUGUUUCGUCCGCGUCGCCAUCCCUCGCAGCCUGGUUAAGCGGGUUCCAAAGCACUAUGGGCAAUUCAGGCCGCUCAGGCUCGUUGACCCGCGCCAUGGAUUCCGAACCUGCAGGCGAGGCUCGGUCGUCCCUGGCCUUGCUUGCGUCUAAUCUGGUCCACUCGCUGCAGCUUCGGCGGAUACAGGACGUCUUUACCAGCUGCCCCAGAGCCCUCCUGGUCUGCCUGAGGCACUCCUGGUGGCGUGUGAAGGAUGCUCGGGGUAGAUGCAGGCAACCGGACUUGGCGUGCGGCGAGGCGGUGUGGGUGCUGGGAGUGCGAUACGCGGAGUGGGAAGACGAGGAGGUGGGGCGAGAGGAGGCGCAGGAAGGGGGCGGGGAAGGGGAGGGGGAGGCGAGGAGAGGGGAGGGGGCUGAGGGGAGGAGAGAGGGGGCUGAGGGGAGGAGAGAGGGGGAAAGGGGUGAGGGGGGUGGAGCAAGGGAAGGCGGGGAUGUGGAGAAUGACGUGGAUGAGGGUAGAGACGGAGGGAGGGUUGACGGGAGGGAUAAAGGGCGGGAAGGAGGUGGAGGUUUGGCGAGGGAGGAAGGGCGAGAGGGUGUGAGGGAGAAGGAAAACGAGCGGGAUAAGGGUGGGCGGAGGGAGGAAGGUGGGGAGCAAGAGGGGUUAGAGGAGAGGAGCAGUGGAGAGAGAAGUGAGGUAGUGGAGGAGGGGAGGAGUGGGGGGGCACGGGAGGAGGGGAGGAGUGGGGGAUCGUGGGAGGACCUGGUGGUGGACAUGCAAUCAAGGCUAUGGAUGACGUACCGCUGGGGCUUCCCCCCUCUGCCCUGCACUGCUGCUGCUGAUGGCGCUGCUUGUGCUGCUGGUGUUGGUGGCGCUGCCGCUGCUGCUGGCGCCUGUGCUGGCGGUGGUGCUGCUGCUACUGGCGGUGGUGGUGGUGCUACUGGUGGUGCUGCUGCUACUGGCGGUGGUGGUGGUGCUACUGGUGGUGGUGCUACUGGCGGUGGUGGUGGUCAGGGCUUCACCACGGACACGGGGUGGGGCUGCAUGUUCCGCACAGGCCAGAUGAUGCUCGCACAGGCCCUGCUGUGCCACCGCCUGGGCCGCCAGUGGAGACGACAUGCUGGCAGGGAGGAGCAGGCCUACCACGAGGUCGUUCGUCUCUUUGCAGACUCCCCCUCUCCGCUCUCCCCGUUCUCUCUGCACCAUUUGGUUCGGGGCGGUGCUAGGCUCGGCGUCAAGGCUGGGGCGUGGCUCGGGCCGUACCGGCUGUGCGUCAUGCUCGGGAGCUUGGAAAACGGCGAGGAAGCUGGUGACUUGUCACGGAGUGAAGAAAGAAGACUGUGGGGCAAGGAGGGCCCGCUAUGGGGUAUGCGCGUGCAUGUGGUGGGGGCGCACCCUGGGGGGGAGGGAGGGGGAGGUGCGCCCAUGCUGUGUGUGGACGAGGUCAUGGCUCUGUGUGGUGGGGGAGGAGGAGGGGGAGGAGGGGAGGUGAGGAAGGGAGGGGGGAGGGAUGCAGAAGGUGGGGAAGCAUUGGAGGAAGAAUGGGGGGAGAGGGACGGGGAGAGGGAAGGGGAGAGGGGAGAUGAGGAACGAGGCGAGGCGAGCGCAUGGCGGGCGGUGGGGCUGCCUGGUGAGGUGGGGCUGCCUGGUGAGGUGGGGCUGCCUGGUGAGGUGGGGCUGCCUGGUGAGGUGGGGCUGUCGUGCACAUUGCGGCUUGCAGUCAACCCAUCGCUUCCCUCGUCUCAUCCUCGCACCCUCCCACCCUGCAGCCACCAGGAGGCACUGCGCCGCCCGUUCGCCUUCCCCCAGACCGAGGCGCUACGACGCACUUUCGCCUUCCCGCAGAGCGUGGGCAUUGCGGGAGGCAAGCCGCACACGUCGCUCUAUUUCAUCGGCACACACCAGAGCGACGUGCUCUUCCUCGACCCGCACUACCCACAGCAGGUCAAUAUAAGCUGUAACCAGGGCCAAUCAGCGCAUGCCAUGUGGACACGUCAUCCUACCAUUGCAGGUGAUUUUGAGGAUCUGAGCCGUCGAAUUGAGCAGCUCGCUCAACUGUCAAAUGGAGCGCCGCUCCUCACUGUAGGCAACAGGGCCGACCUGGCGAGCUAUGUAGUGAAAGAGGUCGCAGCGUCCGUGCUGCCGCCCUGCCACGUGUCCAAGUUCGGCUACGCGCCCUUCGCAGCUGCCAGCCAGCAGCCCUUUUCCGCGCAGCUGCGUUCGUCGCAAGCCGCGAACUCGUUACAAGCUCCUGAUUCGUUACAAGCAACCUUCAAGCUCCCGUCUGUACCCGUCAGCAACGAUAGCAGGCCUCGCGCUUCCAUUCCCGCCCGUACCAGAGACUCUUUGUCUGGAAGCUUCCACGAAGCCGCGUCUCCAGCGUUCCAAGCCGCGUGCGCAACACACUCCGUCGGCGGGCCGUCCUCCGGUUCCGACCCUUCCGCCAAGUCUCCCGUUGCGAGCGCAGCAGGGGGGGUAUCCGCGCUGCCGCGCGCCAUGGGCGGAACUCCUCCCCCGCCUUCAGGCGCAUCCGGAAGCUCGGGCGGAUUUCCAGGAUUCCCAAACCCCGCCGCGGGCGCAAUUGCGGACGGAAUCGGGAGAGGAGGAGCUGGCGGGUUGGCGGACGAGAGGGCGGAAGGUAUGGCGGAGGCAAUGGCGGGUGGAGGGGCGCGAAUCCCCGGAAGCUCGUCUCCGCGGGAUGAGGCUGCGGAGAGCGCGUUCUGGGCCUGGCGCCACCAUUCCCGCACCUCCCCGGGCCCCCCUGCUUCCGCCUCCGUCCCCUCGCUCGCCCUUCCCGGCGCCCCUUCCCCGUUCGCCCCCUCCCUCUCCGCCUUCCCUUCCGCCUUGGUUCCCCCAUUGCGUGUCCCCCUUGCCGCGGCUCCCCCUGAUGCCGCUGCAGCAGCCGCGGCUGCCAUGCUUGCGAAUAUGGGUGGCGGAAAGAUUGUGGCGGGAGGUUGGGGGAGAGUGGCGGUUGGGAGUAAAGCGACAGCGGAGGAGCAGGAGAAGGAGCAGAGGCAGGAUGGGAGGAAAGCGGGUGGGAUAGGAGUGGGGAGGGAAGCAGCAGUAGAAGGAAAGGAUGUGAGCGGAGCAGUGAGGGCGGAUCGAGGAGCAAUGGGGGAAGGUGGCGAGAGGACAGGAGCAAGGGGAGAAGUGAGGGGGAAAAGAGGAGUGAGUGAAGGAGUGAGGGAAGGAGUGAGGGAAGGAGUGAGGGAAGGAGUGAGGGCGUGUGACGUGGUGGCCGUGGUGGGUCAGCGGGAGUUUUGGCGCCUGCAGCAGGGCAUGCAGAGGCAUGAGCGCAUAGUGCGAGCACAGCUGCUGGACCUGCACUCACUCAUUAUCGUACAACAAGAGCUUUUCCAAGCAGACCGCCCCCCCUCCCCCGAGCCCUCCGCCACCAGCGCCCCCCUCCCCUCCGCCCCCCUCUCCCCUGCGCGUCUCCAGCCCCUCCGCCCUUCCCAACCUCCCUUCCGCGCCUCCCCAGCUGCGCCGCACACCUGUGUUGAGGCUGAGUCGCAGGCUCGGGGAUUCCCGGGGCAAGUGGUUCGGACGGAUACGGAAGGGUUCUCUGCUGCGAUUGGUGGAGGAGGGGCUAUGGAGGGAGAGGAGGGGGGAAAUGAGGAGAGGGUGAGAGAUGAUGCUGACGUUGCAGCUGCUGCUGCUGUGACCGCUGCUGCUGCCACUGCUGCUGCCAACGAUGCAGCAGCGGCUGCUGCAACCACUGCCGGUGAUAGUGAUUGUCAGAACAUGGAUAGUGAGGAUUGUAAACGUGACUAUGCUGGAUGUGGCAACAGCGACCGUGACAAUAGCGAUCGUGAGGACGCGGAUCGUGACAGCAGUCAUGGUGAUGCGGGCAGGGGAACGGAAGAGAAGAAGGGCACCCACCGCAGCAGCACACCCCAUGAAUCAGCGCAGCAGCAGACCUCAGGAGGUUUAGGUGGUGCUAUGGAUGCUCCUAACAUGGCUGCUUUUCAAGUAUUUCUGGUGCAAGUGGGCGGGUCGCCCGUGUAUAAGAUGGAGCGGAAGCUGGGGAAGGGCGGGUUCGGGCAGGUGUACGUGGGUCGACGCGUGAGCGGCGGCAACGAGAGGGUUGGGCCAAACGCCGUGGAGGUGGCAUUGAAGCUGGAGCAUCGGAGCAGCAAGGGGUGCAACUACGGCCCGCCCUACGAGUGGCAGGUGUACACUACGUUGGGCGGCAGCCACGGCGUGCCUAGAGUGCAUUUCAAGGGGCGGCAGGGCGACUUCUACAUCAUGGUCAUGGACCUGUUGGGCCCGAGCCUGUGGGACGUGUGGAACAACCACAACCAAGCCAUGUCAACAGAGAUGGUGGCAUGCAUAGCUGCGGAGGCCCUCUCUAUUCUCGAGAAGGUGCACGAGCGAGGCUACGUCCAUGGCGACGUGAAGCCUGAGAACUUUCUUCUCGGGCAGCCCGGGACCUCGGAGGAAAAGAAGCUGUACCUAGUUGACUUGGGCCUAGCAACGAGGUGGAGGGAUAGCAACACGGGGCAGCACGUGGAGUACGACCAGCGCCCAGACAUCUUCAGGGGCACGGUGCGCUAUGCAGGCGUGCAUGCCCAUUUGGGGCGCACAGGCAGUCGCAGGGACGACCUAGAGUCACUGGCUUACACACUCGUCUUCCUGCUGCGGGGUAGACUGCCCUGGCAGGGCUACCAGGGCGACAACAAGGGUUUCUUAGUGUGCAAGAAGAAGAUGAGUACAUCGCCCGAGAUGCUGUGCUGCUUCUGUCCGCCGCCCUUCAAGCUGUUCCUCGAGUACGUCGUCAGCCUCAAGUUCGAUGAGCGCCCCGACUACGCCAAGUGCGCCGCCAUGUUCGACCCCAUUCUCUCCCCCAACCCGGCACUACUGCCUCUCAAUACGGAAGGCGCGCGCUCUCUCAAGGUGCAGGUGGGGCAGAAGAGGGGGCGGGGCGAGGGGGGCGAGGAGGAGGCUGAGGAGGAUCAGCUGAGGAAGAAGAUCCGCCUUGGCAUGCCGGCCACCCAGUGGAUCUCCGUUUACAGCGCCAGACGGCCUAUGAAGCAGAGGUACCACUACAACGUAGCCGACUCGCGCCUGGCACAGCACGUGGAGAAGGGCAAUGAGGAUGGGCUGCACAUCAGCAGUGUGGCGUCGUGUCAGAACCUCUGGGCGCUCAUCAUGGACGCCGGUACCAACUUCACAGCGCAGGUCUACGACCUCUCGCAUGUCUUCCUCCCCAAGGAGUGGAUCAUGGAGCAGUGGGAGAAGAACUUUUACAUCACAGCAGUGGCGGGCGCCAGCAACGGCAACUCCCUCGUUGUCAUGUCCAAAGGCACGCCAUACACACAGCAGUCAUACAAGGUGAGCGAUAGCUUCCCAUUCAAGUGGAUCAACAAGAAGUGGCGAGAGGGCUUCUACGUGACGUCCAUGGCCACUGCUGGCAGCCGCUGGGGCGUCGUCAUGUCCCGCAACGCUGGCUUCACUGACCAGCAGGUGGUGGAGCUGGACUUUCUGUACCCAAGCGAGGGCAUUCACAGGCGGUGGGAUAUGGGGUAUCGCAUCACAGCCACUGCCGCCACGUGGGACCAGGCUGCCUUCCUUCUCAGUGUGCCUCGCAGACGACCCGCGGAUGAGACCCAGGAGACUCUGAGAACAUCGGCUUUCCCCAGUACCCAUGUAAAGGUGAGAGAGUGA
Closterium sp. Naga37s-1 is the source of this 5853-nucleotide messenger RNA. NCBI's taxonomy places the organism in Eukaryota, Viridiplantae, Streptophyta, Zygnematophyceae, Desmidiales, Closteriaceae. The record is from the annotation of a GenBank genome assembly.